AUGAGAAACUUCUCCAAACCCAUGUUUUCUUCCUCUUCUUCUUUCUCUUGGAAACCCCCGAAAAAGUACGAUGUGUUCUUGAGCUUUAGAGGUGAAGAUACCCGCCAUACGUUUACAGGUCACCUUUAUGAUGCCUUAAGCGAAAAUUUAUUAUUGUACACCUUCAAAGACGAAGAUAAACUGGAGAAAGGCAAAAGCAUUGCCCCAGAACUGCUGAAAGCCAUGAGAGAUUCGCGGUUUUCGGUGGUGAUUCUCUCACAAGGCUAUGCUUCUUCGAGUUGGUGUUUAAGGGAACUUGCAAAAAUUGUUGAAUGCAUGGGAGGCUCAUCAGGACAUAUUCUACCGAUUUUCUAUCAUGUAGAUCCAUCUCAUGUACGGAAACAGAGUGGGAGCUAUGGAGAUGCGUUCAAGAAACAUGAACAAAAUAGUAGUGGCCUCAACCCUCAAGAGGUGAAAAGCUGGAGAGAUGCAUUAACAACCGUUGGUAAUCUAGCUGGAUGGCAUGUCAAAGAUAAUGAGUAUGCGUUUCUUUUUCUCUUCAAUUACUCGUCUCUAUCAUUUGCAUUAAUGAAUAUAUCAGAUCUCCUGGGUAAAAGUCUUUGA
This is a messenger RNA of Ziziphus jujuba (common jujube), 603 nucleotides long. Its product is annotated as disease resistance protein RPV1-like. NCBI's taxonomy places the organism in Eukaryota, Viridiplantae, Streptophyta, Magnoliopsida, Rosales, Rhamnaceae. The record is from RefSeq and is a predicted model, not a curated record. The coding region runs from base 1 to 603 and encodes 200 amino acids. Gene Ontology annotation, biological process: signal transduction. The transcript is spliced from 2 exons.